Drosophila teissieri is the source of this 456-nucleotide messenger RNA. Its product is annotated as histidine-rich glycoprotein. Bases 1 to 456 code for a protein of 151 amino acids. The transcript is spliced from 2 exons. NCBI's taxonomy places the organism in Eukaryota, Metazoa, Arthropoda, Insecta, Diptera, Drosophilidae. The record is from RefSeq and is a predicted model, not a curated record.
AUGAAGUACUUCGUGUGCAUCUUGGCUGUGGUGGCUGUGGCCCAGGCGGGUCUGCUGCCCCACGUGGAUAGCCACCAUGGCUACCACCACGAGGAGCUGCCCCAUCUGCUGGACGCUGAGAUCCACCAUUCGGAUGGCAUCCAUCUGGGACACAGCGCCGCUUUGGUGCACGACGAUCACCACUUGAACCACCAUCUGGAUCAUCAUUUGGAUCACCACCUGGUGGAGUCGCUGCCCACCACCGUGUACCACCAUGAGCCGCUGCACUACCACUACGCUCGUCUGCAGUCCGCUCCGGUGGUGCACCACCAUCACCACGACACCCACGCCGCCGUGGUGCAUCACAGUAUCCCAGCCCACUUCGAUGUCCACAGCCACGCGAACCUGCUGUCCUUCGCCAAGCACUCGUUGCACGGAAAGUACGGAAAGGUCCGGAUCACCGAGACCCAUUAUUGA